UUGUGAAUACAGAGUGAGAUGCAUGUGAGCUGAUAUUCUGGUUUGGUGUCAUGAAGGGUUUUCUUUCCAUCAGCUUCUUGUUUUGUUGUUUCUUCCUUCUUUUGGAUUCUUCAACUGCACUUCCUCUAUGUGUUGAUUCAAGAGCACCCUUUACCCUCAAUACCACACUCAGAUUUUGUCCUUACAAUGGAAGCACGUGUUGCAAUUCCACAGAAGAUGCACUGUUACAGAAGCGGUUCCAGCUGAUGAAUAUAUCUGAUACUGCCUGUGCCUCGCUUUUGAAAUCAAUACUUUGUGCGAAAUGUGACCCUUUUUCAGCAGAGCUAUUUACAGUUCAAUCCAAUCCCAGAUCAGUUCCCGUGCUUUGCAAUUCGGCUAUUCCACCAAAUUCUACUCAGUCAAAGGCAGCAGUACAAGACUUCUGCUCUGAAGUAUGGGAUACAUGUCAAACUGUGUCAAUAAUGAACUCACCAUUUUCCCCUUCAUUACAAAGUCAAGGAGGAGGCACACCAGUUAAAACCAAUGCAACCAAGCUAACUGAAUUAUGGCAAUCCAAAACAGAUUUUUGUAAUGCAUUUGGUGGAGCCUCAAAUAAUGAAUCAGUGUGCUUUGAGGGUAAACCUAUUGUACUGAAUGACACUGAGACUCCUAUUAGCCCCCCUCAUGGUUUGUGCCUUGAGAAAAUUGGAAAUGGGUCUUAUCUCAACAUGGUUGCUCAUCCUGAUGGCUCUAACCGUGCAUUCUUCUCUAGUCAAAUGGGUAAGGUUUGGUUGGCCACUAUUCCGGAUGAGGGAUCAGGAGGACAAUUGGAGCUUGAUGUACCAAAUCCCUUUGUUGAUCUAACUGAUCAAGUUUAUUUUGACACUCAAUUUGGAAUGAUGGGCAUGGCUUUUCAUCCUAACUUUGCAAACAAUGGUCGAUUCUUUGCUUCAUUUAACUGUGACAAAAAUAAGUGGUCAGGAUGUGAUGGAAUAUGUUCUUGUAAUUCAGAUGUUAAUUGUGAUCCAUCAAAGCUACCUAAUGAUAAUGGUGCUCAACCAUGUCAAUAUCAAACUGUUAUCGCAGAAUAUACUGCCAAUGGCUCUGCAUCUCAACCAUCCUUGGCAACAAGUGCUAAACCAACAGAGGUAAGAAGGAUAUUUACCAUGGGCCUCCCAUUUACAUCUCAACAUGGAGGUCAGAUACUCUUUGGACCUAAUGAUGGAUAUUUAUACUUCAUGAUGGGAGAUGGAGGAGGUUCUGGGGAUCCAUACAAUUUUGCCCAGAACAAGAAAUCAUUGCUUGGAAAAAUUAUGAGGCUUGAUAUAGACAACAUUCCAAGUGCAUCAGAAAUUAACAAACUUGGCCUCUGGGGUAGCUACUCCAUUCCUAAGGAUAAUCCAUUCAGUGAGGAUAAAGGUUUGCAGCCUGAAAUAUGGGCCUUGGGAUUAAGAAAUCCAUGGCGAUGCAGCUUUGACUCAGAAAGACCUUCCUACUUUUUUUGUGGAGACGUUGGACAGGAUCUUUAUGAGGAGGUGGAUCUCAUCACAAAGGAUGGAAACUAUGGCUGGCGUGUUUAUGAGGGAACCUAUCCAUUCAUUCCCACAGAAUCACCUGGAGGCAAUACCUCCCUCAAUUCCAUAAAUCCAAUUCCCCCAAUAUUGGGAUACAACCAUUCUGAAGUGAACAAGAAUGAAGGAUCAGCAUCCAUCACUGGUGGAUAUGUCUAUCGAUCCAAGACUGAUCCUUGCAUGUAUGGAAGGUACUUGUAUGCGGAUCUUUAUGCAGGUGCAGUAUGGGCAGGCAUUGAAGAGCCAGAAAACAGUGGAAAUUUCAGCUCUAACAAAAUACCCUUCAAUUGUGCCCAUGAUUCUCCUAUCCAAUGUGACAAUGUACCUGGAAGUUCCCUUCCAGCUCUGGGUUACAUCUAUUCAUUUGGUGAAGACAACAAAAAAGAUGUUUAUGUUCUUACAAGUGCUGGUGUUUAUCGAGUUGUUCCUCCAAGUCGCUGCAGCUACACUUGCUCACUGGAAAAGGCAACAACCACUACUCCUCCUUCUCCUUCUCCUUCUCCAUCUCAUGCAACCCAUUGGAGUUACUUUUCUGGAUAUAUGUUUCUCCACCUUUCAUCUUUCUUCUUGCUUUUGAUGGGUUUUAUGUAG
This is a messenger RNA of Abrus precatorius (Indian licorice), 2141 nucleotides long. RefSeq names its product HIPL1 protein-like. The transcript has 7 exons. Lineage: Eukaryota; Viridiplantae; Streptophyta; Magnoliopsida; Fabales; Fabaceae. The coding region runs from base 51 to 2141 and encodes 696 amino acids. The record is from RefSeq and is a predicted model, not a curated record.